Macadamia integrifolia is the source of this 750-nucleotide messenger RNA. RefSeq names its product ATPase 2, plasma membrane-type-like. The record is from RefSeq and is a predicted model, not a curated record. Gene Ontology annotation, molecular function: P-type proton-exporting transporter activity; ATP binding; ATP hydrolysis activity. The transcript has 4 exons. The coding region runs from base 1 to 750 and encodes 249 amino acids. Gene Ontology annotation, biological process: proton transmembrane transport; regulation of intracellular pH. NCBI's taxonomy places the organism in Eukaryota, Viridiplantae, Streptophyta, Magnoliopsida, Proteales, Proteaceae. Gene Ontology annotation, cellular component: plasma membrane.
AUGGGGAAAAGAAUUGCUCUUGGUCACACAACCGCCAAUGAAGGGGUGCACAUGAGCAUCAACAGCUGUGGGUUUUUUGGGUUUCACAAGGAAGGCCUCCGGAUUGGCAAGAUUUCGUUGGUAUCAGUGUUGUUGGUCAUCAACUCCACCAUCAGUUUCAUUGAAGAAAACAAUGUUGGAAAUGCAGCUGCUGCUCUAAUGAUGUUGAGAGAUGGGAAAUGGAGUGAGCAAGAUACAACUAUCUUGGUCCCUGGAGAUGUGAUCAGCAUCAAGCUUGGAGACAUUAUCCCAGCUGAUGCUCAUCUCUUGGAAGGUGAUCCUCUUAAGAUAGACCAAUCUGCUCUCACUGGUGAGUCUCUCCCUGUAACCAGGAAUCCAGGUGAAGAGGUCUUCUCUGGAUCAACCUGCAAGCAAGGUGAGAUUGAGGCUGUUGUUAUCGCCACUGUUGGAAUGGUGAUCGAGAUCAUCGUGAUGUACCUGAUUCAACGCCUGCCUUACAGAAGUGGAAUUGAUAAUCUGUUGGUGUUACUCAUUGGAGUAAUUCCAAUUGCCAUGCCCACAGUGUUGUCAGUGACGAUGGCUAUUGGGUCUCACCGAUUGUCUCAACAAGGUGCCAUUACAAAGAGAAUGACUGCAAUUGAAAAGAUGGCUAGCAUGGAUGUGCUUUGCAGUGACAAAACUGGAACCCUCACCCUCAAUAAGCUCACAGUGGACAAGACCAUGAUUAAUGGAAUAGAAAGAAACAAAUGA